AGCGACUGAUCUUAUUGGUCAAGAUGUUAAAUGUAUCGCACUCCAACAUGUCACUCUCAGAGAAAGUGCCGUUUCUUGUCUAUGUGAACUAUGCAUAGUAAUUGUUUAACUGGUAUUUUUUUCUCAAAUUUUCAGAAUGUGAUUGCCAUAUUCGACAGCACGUACUUUUUACUUUAAUGAUUAUGCCUUAGGCUUGCGAUCAUUUGCAUUUUUCUGUAUAAAUAAUGGAUUUUAUGUUUAUUUUUUGUAUUCCUUGGAUUGUUCUGUCAAGUGUGCGGUGUCAGAAUUCUCUUAAGUAUUUGUAUGUAAUUUUCUGUGUGGUGCUGUUCUCCGUUUCUGUGAUCAGAGCAUCAAAUGAAAACGAAGUUCUCGCCGAGGAAUUUAUUUUGAAAUCUCAUAAAGUUAUCGAAGCUGUUCCCAAUGUGUUGCGGCGAGUUCAUUCAUCAACCAGUUCUGGAUUACCAGAAGACUGGGACUGUGCCUCUGUUGGAGCUUGUGAUGACAUUGCUGGAUACGAGGCAAUUCGUAGUCUCCAUCGACAGCUGGACGACGAUGCUAAUGGCAGCAUUGAUGUCUCCGAGACCGACGAGUUUUUACGAGACGAGCUUCAAUACGAAAAUGGUUAUGAACGCCACAAAGAGUUUCAUGGGAAUGACAAAUACAUAAAUGUAGAUGAGCUGUGGCAAGCAUGGAAGACAUCAGAAGUGCAUAAUUGGACCAUAGAUGAAACUGUAGAAUGGUUAAUAACACAAGUAGAUCUACCACAGUAUGAGCACAACUUUCGUAAUAAUGGUGUCACUGGAGCUUCUCUCCCACUUUUAGCUCAAAAUGCAAAUAAUUACAUCUCGCACAAUCUUGGAAUUAAAGAUUCUAUACAUAAGCAAAAAAUAGCUCUUAAAGCAAUGGAUGUUGUUCUCUUUGGAGUCCCAAAGUAUCGUAACUACUUUAAAGAUGUGAUACUUGUUUUGUCAUUGGUUAUUGCUGUGGGAGGCUGCUGGUUUGCUUACGUACAACAUAAACAUUCACAGACGCACAUGCAAAAAAUGAUGCAAGACAUGGAAGCUUUGCAAAAGGCUGAGGAUUCACUCCGUGAUUUGCAAAAAGAGUUGAACAAAGCUAGGCAGGAGCAAGAAAUUGUCAGCAUCGAGAAGCAAGAUCUUGAACGCAGAUUGCAAGAUGAAAUAACAACAGCAAAAAAAUACAAUGUGAAUGUGGCUAAUGAUGGAACAGAUUCUGGUGAUGUGGUGAAACUCUUAGAGCUUGAGAAACAGCUUAAGGUUGCUCGCAAUGAUCUAAGAGAAGCUGAAAAGAAGUUAGAAGCUAGGCAUUGGGUUGCACCACCUUCUUUGCAGCACUGGUUGCAGUUAACACAUGAAUUAGAGCUCCGUAGCUACAAUGCUAAAAAAGCUGUAGCAGAGCAGCAGUUGCAAGCUGCAAAAGAAGGGUGUGAAAAGUUAAGCAAGAAACGAGCUACUUUUAUGGGUGCUUUUAGAAUUGCUCAUGGAAGUUCUAUUGAUGAUGUGGAUGAUCGUAUUAUGAAAGCUAAGUCUGCCUUGUAUGAAGUAACUACAGAUCUUCAAGAGCGAAUGCAUAGAUGGAAGCAAAUUGAACUCCUCUGUGGUUUUCCCAUUAUCAUGAAUCCUGGGAUUGCUUGUUUAGAAAGCAUUUUAAAACCAGGUUUAGUUAAUGGCACAACAGGCAGCUCACAUCCUGCCCUUAAUACAUUAAGCCAAAGCAACAGUGAUACAACUCUUCGUGAGGAAAGCCCUCCUCCUUAUGCAGGGCUUGUUCCUACUUGUAUAAGUUCCACUAAAACAACCGAUAGCCGUAGCUUUAAAAGCAAAAGAUACUUGGUGCAUCGAGAUAGUGGUAUAUCCUUGACUUCUAGUGUCCCAAGUCCUGCGAAUAUUUCUUCUGCCGCAUCAAAAAAUGAUUUCUUUCCUGCUGAUCUUGGAGCAGUGAGCGAUGAGCACAUGAUGAAUUGUUUCAUCAGAAAAUUUUUUGUAUUGAAUAAAGGUGCUGUCUCCAACAUUCCUCCUCCAAGUUACUCCAAAUCCAGUCCUUCCUUUUUAAGGAAAAAUAUUGAAAUCCCUUCUUAUGCCACUUCUAGGGUUGUUUAUCCAAGGGAAUGUUAUCGGCCUUCUGAUAAUGUAUCUUCAUUUGAAACUGAUAAUGAAGAUUUUCAGAUUGCAGAGAUUGAUGAUGAUUCUACUGAAAGGAGUGUAACUCCCCCAUCUUUAGCUUCACUACCAGAAACUGGUCGUGCUGUAUUCACAUUGGCUGAUGGGACUAUUGCUGAAGGAUCACUGUCAAAAGGCAAGGAUAAUGUGUCUAUGAGUUCUGUGCAGUUAUCAGCUGAGCAAUCAAAUGGCAAGAUGGGAGACAUUGUGCGAAAAAUUAGUGCUGGUCUUUUAGAAAAGAAAAAGAAACCUGGUAGUUCAAUAGUUGAGGCACUCAAAAAGAGUUCCAGUUCCUCAAACAUUAUAGAUAACACUGAAGGGGCUGUCUCUUCAGAAUCAUCAUCCAGUGUUAUCACUGAGGACAAACACAAGAAAAAGAAAUUCUUUCCACAUCUUCGAAAUAGAAAAGCAAAAUCCUGAUUUUGUUUUCAGUCUUUAUAAAAGAAAUCCUUUAUGUGACUUUCCCAUAAAUGUGAAAAAAAGAAGAAACUUUUAUUGCAAUUACUGAAAAGGAACCAACUCACUGUUGCCAAAACUUAGAUAAAACUUUAUUCUCUAUAGUACUUUAAUAGUGUAUAAAAUAUCUGUAUCUCACAUUAGGUAUUUAAUAAAACUUUGUAAUUUGUAAUGUGAAGAAAAAUGUUUUUGGAUCCUAAUAUAAAUAAGAACAACUUUUCAAAUAAUUGUUGUAUUUCUAUGUGUGAGUUGGUUCAGUUUUGUUUCAAGCUUAUUUAAUUUUUUUUUUUUUUUUUUUUUUUUUUUAAAUUUUAUUUGUGCGAAAGAAAGAUUGCUUUCUUAAAUGGUGAAAGGGAGCGUGAGUUUACUGUAUGAAUGAACUUAUUUAUAAAUGAUGGUUAGUUUAGAUUAUAGAUAAUAAUUAAGGAAACAAAGCAUUAAAUUUGCUAGUUUUUUUAAUCAUUAUCAAUGCUGUGUAUUUAUUUCUGUGUUGAAACCAUAUAAUUCUGUUAUACUGAUUUGUAAGAUUGCUUUUUCUAAUUUAAACAUCCUGUGUAUUAUACAUAAAUUCAUGAAUGAAGACAAAAAGGACUGGAAACUUAAGACAUUGAUAUACUGAUAAGAGAUUAACAUUCCAUCUGAUGGAGAAGUGAUUAUAAUCCAUUAUAUGCAAUAAAUAGAUAUUUGAAUCAUUGUUUAAAUAUAUUUUUACAUGCUAUAUCUGAUUUAGUGUCAAGUGAAUGCUUUUCAUGCCAAAUGUUUUCUAAAUGUAAAUAUGGGAGAAGUUAUGUGUGAUAUGGUCACAUAUUUCAACAAAGCUCAAUAAUUAGAAAAUAUUACUAACACUUCUCAUGUAUAAUUUAAAGAAUUUAAACUUCUUAAUACUUAUAUUAUGUCAUGCAUAAUUUAUAUCUUUUUUUUAAUUAUGUUUAUUAAUUAUAAUUGACUUUUAAUAAUGUUUAAAAUUUUCAAGUAAAAGCAUAACAAAAUAACACUCAAUUUUAAACCUAUAAAAAAUUUUGAAAGCAAAAAUACGUCAUUUUUUCUUUGCAUUAAAAUUGUCUCAUUAUUUUCAUAUCUUGAAUUAUUGCUAACAGUAUUUUAAUGUUUAAAUUACUUUAAAAAAUAGUGCAGUUGAGAAGACAUAAUUUAAAAGUAAAAAAAAAAAAAAAAAAAAGAAUACUUCUCACUCUCAUAGGAGAAAAUAGUAAUGGAAAUUUCUUUUUUCAUUUUUUAGAAAUAAUAGCAAAGAAAUUUUUCCAGGAUUUCAAAUGUAUUUCUUUUUCUGAUAAUAUAGUUAAUAGUUCUAAAAGAAAAAUUAAAAUUUAUCGACAUUUUAAGUAGUUAUUCUAAGGAUUGUAAAAUUAAUAGAAAGCUGAAAAUUGAUCAAUAUUCUCAAUUUUGAAAAGCAUUUAGUUUUUUAAAAGUCUGAUUUUUAGAACAAGUUUUUGUAAUAAAAAUCUUCAUACAUUAUCUGUCUUUUUUAUUUAUUUAUUUUUAACUUUAAGUAAAGUACAAUCUAGGCAAACAAAGCAGUAAUUAAAAUUUGCUUGGUUUCUCAUUUUGGAGGUUGAUUAGAAUAAGUGAUUAACCUCCAAAUGACACUUAUGCUAAAUACCUCACUUCUGAACUUAGUUUGAAUUGUAAUAUGGAAGCUACUAUAAAUAAUCUGAAAAUCUUGCACUAAAUUUGUUUGUAUGCAUUCUCUUUAAAGAAAAGUUCAGUCUUUUUAGAAAUUAUAUAUUUUAUUAUAUAUGUUUAAAAAAAUUCAAUAAGUCGUCAAGUAAAUUUGUCAAAUUUAACAGCUGAUAUUAUUAGUUAUUGAUAAUUUUGAUUAAAUAGUCACUGUAAUAACUAACAUGAUCUAGUUUAAUAUAUUUUUAAUAAUGUGUUUAUUAUUGAGAGGAGUAUUGCUGUAUAUUUUUAACUUUCAAUUGUUCUUACCACCAUAUUGUAAAUGAAAAUUAUGCAAAUUAAAUCUAGUUCAUAUGGGUAAUUUGAAAAACUAUUUCACACCUUUAAUUAAUUAUCUCCAGUAUCAUCUCCUAAAGAUGCAAUAAAAGGAAUGAUCUACUAGAAGUUUUUUCAAAAACUUUCAGUUUAAAAUUGCAUAAAAAUAAAAUCAUACAAAAUUAUUCAUGUUACCAUUGCAGAAUUUGAAUUAAUUAAUAUACAUUCUAUUAAUAUUUGAAGGGGAUUAAUUAAUUAAUAUUUGAAUAAGCUCUUAAUCAAAGUAGUUAAAACUCAUUUUGACUACUCAGAAAGGUUGUUUGGAAAAGAAGCUAUUCUUAAAACUCAAAAUUUCAUUGCCACAAAUUAAAAUACUUAGUCAAUGUUAUUAAUGAUUCUGACAAAUAUUAAAUUUUCCAAAUUUGUUUUAUUAUCGCUCAGUUGAGCAAAAUUAACUAAGUAAUGUAUAGGAAUAAAUAGUGAAUUCUUUUUAAGUGUAAAAUCAAGAACUCUUUUAUAUAGGAAGUAAAGCUAAGGAGUCAUGCUAAAAAAGGUCAGUACUUUUAAUUUUUAUGAUACAUUAAAUUGCAGUAACAGAACUACUGUAAUAUAUAGCGAGACCUCUAAGAAGAUCACCUGUGUUUCCAGACAUUUUGAUCUUCUAUGAAAGUGGUAUUCUUUAGAACAUGAUUAUCAAUGAUGUUUAAUAUUGCUAUUUAAUUAUGUUUUCAGCAUUAUUGGUCUUCAUCUUUAAAUAUUAAAUGAAAAACUAUGCAUAUUCCAAUAUAAUAAGAUAAAUUAGUAUACAUUUACUUAAUGGGAUAAAAAAAAGCAAGAAUUAUAAUUUAUUCAAUAAUGAAAAGCUGCCUCAUAUGAAAAAAGCAAAUAUUGAGCAAAAAUAGGAAAUUAAUCCUGAAAUCAAAAGCAAAUUGAAUUAAUAUCUCUUUUGGUCUUCUUAUUUUUAAAUUUAAUGAGUAAUGUGUUUUCUAUCGGGAAAAUAGGAAGUGGAUAUGAGCAAAAUCACGUAUCUGAUAAUGAGAAUUUUUUUAUCAGAUAAUUCUGGUUUUGUUACUGGUACUUCAUUCAUUUUUAUAAACUAGAAGAAAUAUAGAUGUUAAUAUGGUACAUACAGACUUAUUCUUUAUUAAAUAAAUUGAGGGAUUUUAUUUUUAAUAUUGAAUUAUGUUCCUGCAGUUAAUUACUUUUGAGGUGAUAUCGAAAAAGCUUUUCACUAUAUAUAAAUAUUUAAAAAAAUCUGCUAAUAGGACAAUUAAAAAAAUGUUUUAAAUUAUGUACCAUAUUUACUCACAUAUUUUCUUUCCUGGUAUCAUUUUACUAGCUUGAUAGUUGCCAGUAGUUGAAUACUUUUUAUUUGUUAUUUUGUACUGUACAUAACAAAUGCUGAAGCAUUUGUGAAUAAAUUGCUAGUAAUUAUCAAGCUGGCAGAAAGAGGUGAAAGUACGUGAGUGUAUAAAGAUAAAGCAAAGUCUAAUUUAAUAAGCAGUUUAUAGUUUUUUGGGGGUAGGGGGGACUACAUGAACUGUAAAUUAAAGUGAGAAUAAAUAUAGAUUCAGAAUCAUGUUCCCUGAAUUCCAGACUUCAGCCUCAGUAUAAAUAAAUUGAAAUAAAAGUACAGUUGUAUGUGUUGAAAAAAAAAAUUGCUUUAGAGUAUAAACUUGAAUUGGGGGGGGGGUUAAAAAGAAGAAUAUUAGCAGUAUAUUGUAAUUGAAUAUGUCAUUAUCAUUUUGUGUGCAUGAAUUACGGUUAAAGAAAAAUUUGAAUUUAAUGCUCAUUUAAUAUAUAGUGUAGAUAUAAAAUUUAAAAUGACAGUUUUUCUCAUGUGGUUUAUUCUUACAUUAUGCUUAUGAGAAUUUUUAUCUUUUGUUGUCUUUUCCUAUGGCAUUAACUAAAAAUGAAUAAAAUUAUCAUAUCUGAUAAUUAUUUGAAACAAGUGGUGAUUGAUAUUAAUUAAAAUAGUUUAGUAAAUUACUGGAAAGUCAUUUAUGUUUAUAUUGGAUUUUCUUUUAAUCAAGUACAUAUGAUGGUAAUCUCUAACAUUAUAUGCUCCCUUUUUUAAGUAAGUUGAUAAUAAUAGAGUGUAAUAUUUAUCAGAAUUGAUAGACAUUGUUGUUGCCUUUAAAAUAAAUUUUGUUGAUAUAAAUAUUUUUUAAAAAAUCUUUCAGCAAUAAAAUUUUGAGAUGUAUUUCCUAGAUGUAUUUUUACAUUUUAUAAGAGCGUUGCCUUAAGCCUACUUCUUAAUGAAUUGCUUUGUGAUUCAGUCUACAUUCAUAUUAAGUACAGAAUUACACACAUUUUAAAUGUAGUUAUUUUGACCAAGCUUUUACAGUGCCAAUAUUAUGGUUUUAUUAAGUAUUAGGAAUGGUAUUUCAGUAUGAUCUCAAAUGUUGAAUGGUGUUAUUUUGCUGUGACCAGUACAAUUAAUUAUAAUAAAUAUUUUUUAUAUAUGUGUUUACUUUUCCCGCAUUGGUGUUUUAUCAUUUUGAUUUUAAUUACCAAUUAAAUGUGGUUAUCCAUUCAGUUAAAAUUUCAUGCUGAUGUUUCCCACUUUUCUUUCUUAUCUGAAACUCGUAUAGAAUCAGCAUAUUUAGACUUCUACUUUAUAAAUAAAAUAUAAAUUAUAUUUUAAUUUAUUAAUAAAAAUAUAAAUUAUAUUUUAGUUUAAUAAGUAUUUCUUUUUGUUUGUAUAGAAUGCUUGUCUAUGUAUAGAAAAUUUGUGUGAAGAUUCUCAGAAAAAAAAAUCUGUCUUUGCAGUUGAAUAUGUACACAAUGUCUUAUUUAAAUUUGUAUUUCUCAUUAUCAUGUUUUAAGUCUCAUAUAUUUCUCUCAUCAUGUUGAUGACUAGUAAUGAAUAUCAUAAAACUUACGAAACUGGAAGUCCAUAUUAUAUUGACUAUCAAUGAUAAUCUUGAAAAUUAAGUAUAUUACCUCUCCCCUGUUCUCUUUUUCUUUAUUAAAAAUUGGUUGAUUAUUAUCAAGAAUCAAAUUUUAAUAGAAAUCUUUCAGCUUUUAUAAAUGUAAACUAUGCAAUACAAUUAUAUAUUUUUAAUACCUAUAGUUCAAAAUUUACCUUAUUUUUUUAUUAAAAUACCUGCAUUAUUUUUAGAAAUGUAUGUAUAUGUUAUGUACAUAGCUUAGACAUUUUUUCCUCUCAAUGUAUAAAAUCUACAUUCUGAUACCUUGAAAUUUUUCAGUAAUGAAAGAUUUUGUAAAAUAACAAAAUAUCAAUCAAAAUGUAUAAGCAUUGAUCCUAGUUUUCUCAGCAUUGUAACCAUCUGUUUGUUCACAAAGUUACUUAUUCCUGAUGUUUUAAUGUUGAAUAUAUCAAAUAAGUUAAUGUGGUGUAAAUGAUAAACUCAUAUUUAUAUGUUGCUGUUAAUAAUGAUAUCUUUAAUAGCGAAAUCAUAAUAACUCUGUUAUUAGUAGAUGAAUGUAUCAAAAAUAUGUUUCAGGUACUCAUAUUUGAAAAUUUAACUAAAUUUAAAGCAAAUUUAGAAUGCUGCAGCUAUCUUGUUAUAUUAGAUGAUGAAAAACAAGCCAUUUGCUCUUUUUUUUUUUUUUUUUUUUUUUUUUUUUUUUUUUAAGACUUACAAUCAGAGUACUCUUAUAUGUGAAAAUGUCAUUUCGUGUAGGAUAGAAUUUAAAAUAAAAGUGCCAUUUGUCAUGUAAUUUUCAUGUUGAGAUUCUCAUGAAUCUAAUAUACUUGUUGUUUUAAUAAAAAUAUAAUCCAUUUUCAAUCCCAGAAGUCUUUCCACUGUUUGUAUAAUAGAAGAGGUAUUUAUGAUAAAUGUAGGGAGAAAAAAAAAAAAAAUUGUUACACCUUUGAACAAGUGUAUAUAAGGCUGUGUAUUUUGAUGAAAAAAGUCAAAUAAAAAAAGUGCAUGACAAA
Stegodyphus dumicola is the source of this 8493-nucleotide messenger RNA. RefSeq names its product stromal interaction molecule homolog. Gene Ontology annotation, molecular function: calcium ion binding; protein binding; calcium channel regulator activity. Gene Ontology annotation, cellular component: endoplasmic reticulum; plasma membrane. Gene Ontology annotation, biological process: intracellular calcium ion homeostasis; activation of store-operated calcium channel activity; store-operated calcium entry. Lineage: Eukaryota; Metazoa; Arthropoda; Arachnida; Araneae; Eresidae. The record is from RefSeq and is a predicted model, not a curated record.